AUGGAGAGCAACGCGUCCUCCGGGAACUGUUCCGACCCCCAGAUGUCCUUCCAGUCCACCCUCUACGCCACCACCUACACCCUCAUCUUCAUCCCAGGGCUCCUGGCCAACAGCGCUGCCCUGUGGGUCCUGUGCCGGUUCCUCAGCAGGAAGAGCAAAGCCGUCAUCUUCAUGAUCAACCUGGCCGUGGCCGACCUGGCCCACGUCCUCUCACUGCCCCUGAGGACCUACUACUACAUCAACCACACCUGGCCCUUUGGGAGCUUCCUGUGCCAGGUAUGCUUCUACCUGAAGUACCUCAACAUGUACGCCAGCAUCUGCUUCCUCAGCUGCAUCAGCAUCCAGCGGUACCUGUUCCUGCUGCACCCCUUCCGAGCCAAGGGCUGGAAGCGCCGCUACGACGUGGCCAUCAGCGCCCUGGUCUGGCUCUUGGUGGGGGCCGCCUGCCUGCCCCUCAUCAUCCUCAGGAGCCCAGCCCUGUCCAACUCCAUCAACAGCUGCUUCUCGGACCUGGGCGUGAAGCAGCUCAGCCCGGGGGCCGCCAUCGCGCUGGUGACGGUGGCCGAGCUGUUCGGCUUUGUCAUCCCCUUCGGCACCAUCGCCUGGUGCACGUGGAGGAUGUGGCAUUCCCUGCGGGAGGGCCCCACGGCGCUGCAGGACGCUGGCGAGAAGCGGAAGGCCCUGAGGAUGGUCCUCAUGUGCGCCGCCGUCUUCUUCAUCUGCUUCACCCCUUACCACAUCAACUUCCCCUUCUUCAUGAUGGUGAUCGAGAACAUCAUCCGGGACUGUGCCGUGCACCGGAGCACGCUGCGCUUCCACCCCAUCUCCCUGUGCCUGGCCAGCCUCAACUGCUGCCUGGACCCCGUCCUCUACUACUUCAUGACCUCCGAGUUCCAGGCGCAGCUGCUGCGCCACGGCUGCGUGGCCCUGAGAGCGCGGCUCCCGCCCCGCCGGAGCAGCGCCCCGGGCACCGACACGGCCCAUGACAUCCGCGUCAGGAAGAGGAAUCUCCCUCGCCUCAAGUUCUGGUCUCUUCCCAAGUUCUUCGGCCAAAUAAACAGCAUGGACAUCCCCGCCGUGCCGCCCGAUGAGCUGCUGCUGGAGUCCAUCUCGUGA
Molecule: messenger RNA, 1116 nt
Organism: Cinclus cinclus
Lineage: Eukaryota; Metazoa; Chordata; Aves; Passeriformes; Cinclidae
Product: putative P2Y purinoceptor 10
Exons: 1
Coding region: 1-1116 (371 amino acids)
Biological process (GO): positive regulation of Rho protein signal transduction; phospholipase C-activating G protein-coupled receptor signaling pathway
Cellular component (GO): membrane
Molecular function (GO): G protein-coupled receptor activity
Source: RefSeq, a predicted model, not a curated record